AUGAUAGCCCAGCAGGUGCAAUCGAAUUCGAGCAGCAAUGAUGGAAAUUUGAGCUUUCCAAAUGAGUUUAUUGUAAAUCAUGAAUGGAAACUUUUAAAACGUAUUGGGGCUGGAUCCUUUGGUGAGCUGUUCCUGGCUGUUAAUAAGAGAACUAGAAUGGAAGCCGCUGCAAAGCUGGAGUAUCAUCGUUCGGGAGCUCCAGUUCAACUUAAAACAGAGUACGAGCUCCUCAGAAUACUAAACAAUGCUCCGGGCAUAACAAAACUCUAUUGGUAUGGACGUGAUGGCGUCCAAAAUCUCUACACCGUUCUCAUCAUGGAGCUCUUGGGACCUAGUCUUGAGGACCUCCAUGUAUACUGCGAUCUAAAAUUUUCACUCAAGACUGUCUCCAUGCUCGCCGAUCAAAUGAUCAAGCGAAUAGAGACUUUGCACAAAAACUGCCUCAUCCAUCGAGACAUAAAGCCGGAUAAUUUUGCAAUGGGCACCGCGCACAAUCUCAAUACCGUCUACAUAAUUGACUUUGGGCUGUCCAAGUUUUACAGGGAUCCGAAGACAAAAGAACACUAUCCAUUUCGGGAUUUCCGGAAUUUAACGGGGACUGCCCGCUACUGCAGUAUAAAUGCACACGCAGGCUGUGAACAGUCGCGUCGUGACGACCUGGAAUCCCUAGGAUACGUUCUAAUCUACUUCCUCAAGGGCCAUCUACCCUGGCAAGGCCUGCAGGCCGAUAGCAAGAAGGAGAAAUUCCGUAAGAUAUACAAGACUAAACAAAGCGUGAAAGUCGAGGCAUUGUGCGAAGGUCUGCCGGAGGAAUUCGUGAAGUACCUCACCUACUGCAAAAACCUUUCUUACGAAGAAGAGCCCAAGUACAGAUAUUUGCGAAGCCUUUUUUGGAAAAUUAUGGACAAAAAUGGAUAUAGAUACGACGUCCAAUAUGACUGGAUCGCGCCGGCUUCAAGUUAA
Mesocestoides corti is the source of this 963-nucleotide messenger RNA. NCBI's taxonomy places the organism in Eukaryota, Metazoa, Platyhelminthes, Cestoda, Cyclophyllidea, Mesocestoididae. The record is from the annotation of a GenBank genome assembly.